Molecule: messenger RNA, 874 nt
Organism: Alnus glutinosa
Lineage: Eukaryota; Viridiplantae; Streptophyta; Magnoliopsida; Fagales; Betulaceae
Product: fasciclin-like arabinogalactan protein 11
Exons: 1
Coding region: 20-784 (254 amino acids)
Source: RefSeq, a predicted model, not a curated record
CAUCAUCUUUUCUCAUUGCAUGCACCUUGCAAAGUUGAGUACGAUGAAGCAGGCCGUUUACUUCUCGUUUCUUAUCUUCUUCAUCUUCUUAAUCCUCUGUUGCACCACAACCUCAGCUCAGUCCCCUGCAGAGUCUCCAGCAGGACCAGCACCAGCACCAUCAGGCCCUAUUCAUAUCAUCGCAAUCCUGAAGAAGGCCGGCCAUUUCACUACAUUCAUUCGGUUGCUCAAAAACACCGAUAUGGCUGAACAAAUCAAUGGACAGCUUAAAAAGUCUAAUCUCGGCCGCACCAUCUUUGCACCGCCUGACAGCGGGUUCUCCGACCUCAAGUUAGGCACUCUAAACUCUCUUAGUGAUAGAGAACAGCUCCAGCUGGUGCAAUUCCAUAUCAUCCCUUCUUUCUUGUCUGUAUUGCAACUGCAAACUGCUACCAACCCUGUGCAUACAGUCGCCGGUGACAGCAACGAGGGCGACUUUCAACUAAAUAUAACUUCCUCAUCAACACAAGUGAACUUAACAACAGGCGUUGUGAAUGCAACAAUAGACGAUACCUUAUUUACUGAGAGCGGCCGACUUGCUGUUUACCAGGUGGACCAUGUGCUCCUUCCACUGAAACUUUUUGGGUCAGCUUCACUGACACCACCGCCGUCUAAGCCUGAGAAGGAUGAUGGUACAAAUGCAACUGCUUCAGUGUCUUCUGGUGUAGUAGAUCCUAACCGCCAAGUAACGGCAACAAUAUUGGUUGGAGUUGCAGCUGCUGUCGUGUUUUCCCUUUGGCUAUGAUCUUUUGUGUGUUGGUUGAUGAUGAUGACAUCUUGUGUGUAUCUGCUGUUGUGAUUUCAACCAAAUAAAUCAUUAUUUUUUUUGGAGUAA